AUGCAUUCGCCAUCAUACGCGGAUGUUUGCGUCGCCCGAGCGAUGCUAAACGCCCUGAAGCUCCCUACCGAGCUCGUGCUCGAAAUUCUGGACCGCGCUCGCUAUUGGCCCGCACUCAAAUUCACCAGCAUUCGCCUCGGAAGAGCUGUAGCAGGGAUAAGCGCUUCGGUGAGCGCUAGCCUUUCUCUAGAGGCCGGAAUCCUCAGUCCAGAUACUUUGCGCCAUAUUUGCAGUAGCACAGAGACGCCAAAAGUCAAGGAGAUUGAAUUCUGGAUUGAGAGCCGCGACCAAGGAUGGACCAGCGAGCACACCGGAGGCACCUUCAACACUUCUUCCUGGUUGGAGGUAUCAAUUUUCCGCCCAGGUUCUGUUAUGCGAGACCUUCCCCCCGCCCACCUAAUGUUCAAGCGCCAGAGCUCUCCGCUCGAAUUACAGCGCAUGCUGCAGGAUUAUGGUUGGACUCUCGUUACUCGGCCAGAGUCUGUAGAGCAGGGUCCACAGGCUGGCGAAGGCCACCUUGCGUGGUAUCUCCAGGGUAACCGUGUGGCAUGGGUUCCACGAUAUGAUUACCGAGUAGUCUGGGCCUUUGACCAUUUCGAGGGUAACGAAGGAGCUGGGCGUGGCGAGGGAUUUCUCCAGGAGCUGAAGGAGGGGGAUCGUCUGUUGAUCUGGGCGAGGGCUAAGUACCCAGGCUGGGAAUGUAUCGUAGGCAGCGUUAAGAUGACCGUCCACUAUGGAUUCUAA
Molecule: messenger RNA, 744 nt
Organism: Trematosphaeria pertusa
Lineage: Eukaryota; Fungi; Ascomycota; Dothideomycetes; Pleosporales; Trematosphaeriaceae
Exons: 2
Coding region: 1-744 (247 amino acids)
Source: RefSeq, a predicted model, not a curated record